GGAGGGGUCUGGGCGCGCGGCGGGCGCUGCGCGCGGGCGGCUCCGCUCUCCGCCGGCAGCGCGGCCCGAGCCGAGCCGGCCAUGGCCGUGUCCGCGCCGCCCGUCAUCGCCGCCACUUCCAGCGGCGGCGCGGGGGGCUCGGCGGGGCUGUUCCGCGCGGACCCGCUCUACUCCAGCCCCGCCGAGUCCCCGCGCGUCGCCAACAGCUUCCUGCCCUCCGGCGGCGGGGGCGGCAACGAGUGUAAGAUGGUCGAUUUGCACGGGGUGAAGGUGGCCUCGUUCCUCGUGGAGGGGCAGGAGCUCAUCUGCCUGCCGCAGGUCUUCGAUCUCUUCCUGAAGCACCUGGUGGGGGGGCUGCACACGGUCUACACCAAGCUGAAGCGGCUGGAUAUAUCGCCCGUGGUGUGCACGGUGGAGCAGGUUCGCAUCCUGCGGGGGCUGGGGGCCAUCCAGCCCGGCGUCAACCGCUGCAAGCUCAUCACCAGGAAGGACUUCGAAACUUUGUACAACGACUGCACCAACGCCAGCUCACGGCCAGGAAGACCCCCCAAGCGUUCCCUAGGAGUUGCGAUACAAGAGAAUGCGCGUCUUCUGCCCCAUGGAGUUCCAGGCCUCUUAUCACCAGGACUUAUCUCUCCAACAGGUCUGACAGCGGCUGCCAUGGCAGAGGCCAUGAAGUUACAGAAAAUGAAACUUAUGGCAAUGAAUAGCCUUCAUGGAAGUGGAAGUCAGAAUGGAACAGAAUCAGAAAAUGAAGAGCUCAAUUCAAACGCAGGCGGGAGUGAAUCCUCCUGGGAUAAAGACAAACUUCAGUCUCCUAUUACAACGGGAUCACAGCACAGCAUUGGUCAUCCCACACUGUCAGGGCAGUCGAGCCUUGGAAGUGCGCACCCGCUCAGUCCUCUCCAGCAGAAUCACCUGCUCACCAACAGGAUAGACCUGCCGUUUAUGAUGAUGCCCCACCCUCUGCUUCCCGUCAGCCUACCUCCUGCUUCGGUUGCAAUGGCAAUGAAUCAGAUGAACCACCUCAAUACGAUAGCGAACAUGGCUGCAGCAGCCCAAAUGCACAGUCCUCUUUCCAGGGCAGGAGCCUCUGUUAUAAAGGAAAGGAUUCAAGACAGCCCUUCUCCAGCUCCAUCUCUAGAAGACAGUCAGCGGCCUGGGAGCCACGCGUCCUCCCAUCAGAGCAGCAGCGUGUCCAGCUCACCGUCCCAGUUGGACAACACACCAGACAGAAUUGCUAUACUGACCAACAGCAGGGAAGGAGAACUCAUUGAUCAAGAAACCGGGACCAGCCUAAAAAAAAUACAAAAGGAGAAAGAAGAGGUCCAAAUUGCCAUUCCAAUAAUGAAACCAACCUUAGAUAAAGUCCAACUGGCUGGACAGGCCUUGCCUCCUGGAUUUCCAGCACCGUUUCUUUUUGCUGAUGGUCUUUCAUCGGUAGAAACAUUAUUAACCAACAUUCAGGGCCUACUGAAAGUGGCUGUGGACAACGCCAGAGUCCAGGAAAAGCAGAUACAGCAGGAAAAGAAAGAGUUAAAGAUGGAGCUUUGUAGAGAGAGAGAACUGAGAGAGAGCUUGGAAAGGCAACUCACAGCUGAGCUGCAAAGCAGAGCUACAAUUCAGAAACGCUUGAAGAAAGAAAAGAAAGCAAAGAGAAAAUUGCAGGAAGCUUUGGAGUUCGAAUCAAAGAGGAGAGAACAAGUGGAACAGGCGCUUAAACAGGCCACAUCAGGUGACGGUCUCAGGAUGUUAAAUGAUGCUGGAAUCCCAGAUAUGGAAAUAGAACACAACGGAACCCAACAUGACAGUGCAGCAAUGCAAGGUGCAGUAGAAAACAGAACAUACAUCAAACCUACUAUUAUGUACUGAAGGAAACACCUAUUGUUGAAAAAUGUAUAAUGAUCACUAUUUGAAGACUAUAUAGGUCAUGACAAACGUCCCUUCCAACCUUUGAUGCCUUCAGUACUGUGUGAAGACAGGAUUUGUAGCAUGAAACUUGAAGGACAAUUUCGAGCAAUUCACUGUUGCUGCAUCGAAAAACUGCCGUAUUGUCAUUAAGAAAUAUUGAGACUUUUUACAAGCUUACCAUACCAAACCAAGCCUGUUGCAACAGAUCAUUUUUAGGUCCCCAGAAAUAGAAAGGAGUUUUAGUAUUUUUAAGCACAUACAGGAAUUAUUCCCCCUUCCCCCCAAAAAGGACUUUUUUUUUUUUUCUAAGGAGGUAGCUGUUACUGUAUAGCAAUGGCACAAUGAUUUUAAGCCACAAAGGUCCUCACUGGCUGUACAUCAUACAAGUCCAGUUUAUCACUGAAACUGUUCAACAUGGAGCUGUUUCGAUUGUGUUUAUAAAUUAAGCUUUGUUUACUGAAGCAGAUACUCGAUAUAUAUUACGUUUUAAAAAGAAAUGUGUGUACAUUUUUUAAAAGAAUGAUGUAAAAAUUGUCCUUUCAUUAGAUGACCAAUUCAAAGGUGUGAGCUAAACCCUAAUAGCUGACGUAACAUGAGGAUUAUAAUUGAUGCUUUUUUUUAUGCUCAGUUCAGCUUGGCUUUUGGUCUUUUAAGAUGAAAAAAAUGAAUAUGCAGUAGAGUGUUAGAUAAUGGAAACUUUUAAGUAUGGUUUCUCUGUUGUACCAUAUUAAGUUAAAGUACACAUUCUUUGUUAAAAAUGUUCUUGCUAAAAAUACAGUAUUAAAAAUUUUUUUGUUUGACUUUGGAAAUCUUUUAAGGUUUUUUUUUUUUGACUGUGAAUUCCCAUGGUUACUGUACAAACGCAAAACGAUAUUUUGCACUAUUAAAAAUACUUGAAGAAAUUACUUAAUAAAGAGGGUGGGUUGGUAUUAAACAUUUCCCUAAUUAUUAUAUGUUAGAAAUUCUCAGCUUUGGAACCAAACCCUUCCUUUCUCAAAAUAC
Molecule: messenger RNA, 2913 nt
Organism: Cuculus canorus (common cuckoo)
Lineage: Eukaryota; Metazoa; Chordata; Aves; Cuculiformes; Cuculidae
Gene: DACH2
Product: dachshund family transcription factor 2
Exons: 12
Coding region: 82-1872 (596 amino acids)
Source: RefSeq, a predicted model, not a curated record